Messenger RNA from Cydia strobilella, 1542 nucleotides. RefSeq names its product homeobox protein Nkx-6.2 (gene HGTX). Gene Ontology annotation, molecular function: DNA-binding transcription factor activity, RNA polymerase II-specific; RNA polymerase II cis-regulatory region sequence-specific DNA binding. The transcript has 3 exons. Gene Ontology annotation, biological process: regulation of transcription by RNA polymerase II; cell differentiation. The record is from RefSeq and is a predicted model, not a curated record. Gene Ontology annotation, cellular component: nucleus. Bases 46 to 753 code for a protein of 235 amino acids. Lineage: Eukaryota; Metazoa; Arthropoda; Insecta; Lepidoptera; Tortricidae.
UUGAAAAACACUGCCCUUCGAGGACUGGUGUAUAGACUGUAAACAAUGUCAGAACUACGAGGGUCGCCACCUCUAACGCGAAACUUGGAGAACGGUUUCGGCGCACCGCUGGCCGCGCUGAGCUCGCUGGCGGAAGCGCCGCCGCCGGCGCCGAACCCGCACGGCAUCGACCACAUCCUGUCGCGGCCGGUGGGCGGCUCGGUGGGCAUGGGCGGCAUGCUGACGCCGCGGCUGUCACUGGCGGCGGCGGCGGCGGGCAUGGCGCACUACCUUCAACACAAGCCGCUCUACUGGCCUGGCUUCCAGGGCCUGGUAUCUAACCCGAUGGCGUGGAGAGACCGGCUGCAAUCCAUGAGCAACGGCGCACUGAGCGCGUGCGCACAAGGCGGGAUGGACAAGGACGGCAAGAAGAAACACACGCGGCCCACGUUCAGCGGGCAACAGAUCUUCGCGCUGGAGAAGACAUUCGAACAGACCAAGUAUUUGGCGGGGCCCGAGCGGGCCAAGCUUGCGUACGCGCUUGGCAUGACGGAAUCGCAAGUCAAGGUAUGGUUUCAAAACAGAAGAACAAAAUGGCGGAAAAAGCACGCGGCCGAAAUGGCGACCGCCAAACGCAAACAAGAAGAGCUCGGCGACGAGUGCGACGACCAGGAGCCCCAGGACAACGACCCCUGCAGCGACGAGGACGAGGCCAAGCGGCCGCGCCUCGACCUCCACCACCCCAUGCACCACCUGCCUCACCAUCGUCAGUGAUCGGUCCCGACAGGCGUCAAAGACUAUGAACCCAACGCCUGUGCAAAAUCUAGUGCUCCCACUGACAUUUACAGACCACCCAGUGACGUUGGAUGGUACUCCUUCCCCGAAGAAGGCCCUUGUGAUCUCUCCAAUUGGCAAGUCAAAAUGAACAAGUUCGAACAGAGUAUGGCGGAGAACGAGAGAGAGAUAGCCACCAGCGAGGUGGAUAGUGAACAAGGUGUGAGUGAAACGAACGAUGAUGCUCAGCCCAUCAAUUUUGCGUAUUAUCAUUUUUAAUGAUAUGUAGGAUUUUAUCCGUUGCUGGCACAUGAAGAUUACAUAUUUCUGUUCUUCAUGAAUAAGAGCGCGUUUAUAUAUAAAUGUAACAUACAUUAUUUAUGCCCUUUUUGCAAGUUUAAUUGACAGGAGAUACAAACGGUCUAAGACCAAAAAAUGUAGUUUUAUUUUAAUAUUUAUUUUAAAUUGGAAAUAAGUGUGCUACAUGUACAGCAACGUUAGAACUUUAAAUUGAAGCUUGAUCUUUAAUGUUGUAAAUAGCUAAAUUUAAGUAGUCACGUGAUAAAAUAAGUAUUUAUUAUAGUUAGAUUUUACAUGGUACUAAAUGUAUUUUGUGAGUAAUUACUAAUAAUUGUAUAUUUUAUGCUCCCGGUGCCAAUUUUCCUAUAAGUAGAAACAUUUAGUAUUAGUAUGUAUAAGACCUGUGUUUGUCUGAGACCUAUUAAUUGCGAUAUGUAGCAGAGUGGAGAAUAAAAACGUCAUUAUGUACAUCUGAAACGUACCUAUGUU